AUGCCGUUAACUGAGCGACUUAAACGAAACGAUGGAGACGAUCAUGACGACGGCGCUGAGGACAGCGGAUCGGGCGAUAAAAGUGACGACGAUUUAGACGAAACGGUGAUGGAAUACGACGCAAGAGAUAACGACGAAGACGAAGAUACAAGGCCGGAGGAACGCAGAAAGUAUGUGCUAACUUUUAAAGACGUAGAAGACGCUAUCGAUAAAUUUAGCGGCGAUGACGGAAAAAACAUUAAUCAGUGGAUAAGAGAAUUUGAGGACUUAGUGAAAUUAUGCGGAUGGUCGAUGGUACAUCAGACGAUAUAUGCGAGGCGAUUAUUGGUCGGAUCUGCGCGCCUUUUUGUAAACCAUGAAGUGCGUGGGAAGCCGUGGAAGGACAUCAAGGCUGCGUUGAAAUCUGAAUUCGCCCCCAGGUUGGAUAGUCACGCUGUUCACAUGAAGCUACAAAGAAGAAAGAAGAAACAGGACGAAACUUACCACCAGUACUGUUAUAAAAUGUUGGAAAUAGCGUCGCCGAUAAACAUGGAAACUUCCGCGAUUAUUCAAUACAUAAUAGAUGGUAUUACCGAUGACGAGGUAAACAAAACAAUUUUAUAUGGCGCUAAAACUAUUUCACAAUUGAAAACGAAAUUAGAUAUGUAUGAGUUAAUGAAAGCUAGGAAUAAGCAUGUAGGUAAUGUUAAGAUUAGGGCCGACGAUAUCAGGAAAAAGCAGGCGCAGGACAAGACAGGCGAAAAGACAGAAAUUAGGCGUUGCUAUAAUUGUGGUGGCAAAAACCACGUUAGUGCUACGUGUCCGUCGAAGGAGAAGAGCGUAUUAUGCUUCCAGUGUAACGAACAUGGGCAUAUCGCAGCGAAUUGUCCGCAACCUAAAAAGACAGAAAAGAGUAAGAAAUGUAAUGCGAUUCAAGAUAAGGUAGAAAGCAAUCCGAAGGUAAUAUGCGAUAGAUCUAAAAGAAUUUAUAAACUUGUUGAAAUUAAUAAUAGUGACGUAACUGCUUUGUUUGAUUCAGGUAGCGAUAUAAGUCUAAUGCGUGCGGCAUUUUAUGUGAAAAUAGGAGCUCCAAGUUUAGUUAAGCAAACGAUUAAAUUUUGUGGCAUCGGCGCUACGGAAAACGUUACCUUGGGACGAGUUUGUAUGGGAGUAGGUAUUGACGGUGAACACUUUGAAGUUGAUUUCCAUGUGGUCUCUGAUGCACUCUUAAACGAUGACGUUCUUAUUGGUUCAGAUUUUUUGAGUAAUGUCGACGCACGAAUAAGAGGCGGUAAAAUAAUAAGUAUUACCAAAAUUGUGAAGGAGCCUGACGAAUCGCUUUUUGUCAAUAGAAUUAACAUUAAUUCGGAAGUGAGCGAUAUAGAUCUCACACAUGUGAGUAAUCAGGAUCACAGGAAGCAGCUUCAACAGAUAAUAUCCGAUUAUAAGCCGCAAAAAACUGAAGAUGUAGGAAUUAAGUUACAAAUAGUAGUAAAAGACGACGUUCCGAUUUACCAACGCGCGCGCCGAUUGGCACCUCAAGAGUUAGAGAUUGUUGAUUCGCAGAUACAAGAAUGGUUACAAAAGGGUAUUAUUCAGUCGUCAUAUUCUAAUUAUGUCCCAUUGUACUUGUUAAAAAGAAAAAUGGCACAACGCGAUUAUGUGUUGAUUACCGCAAGUUAA
Messenger RNA from Wasmannia auropunctata (little fire ant), 1662 nucleotides. RefSeq lists its product as uncharacterized. The transcript has 2 exons. Gene Ontology annotation, biological process: positive regulation of cytoplasmic translation; proteolysis. Bases 1 to 1662 code for a protein of 553 amino acids. Gene Ontology annotation, molecular function: mRNA binding; single-stranded RNA binding; aspartic-type endopeptidase activity. The record is from RefSeq and is a predicted model, not a curated record. Gene Ontology annotation, cellular component: cytoplasm. Lineage: Eukaryota; Metazoa; Arthropoda; Insecta; Hymenoptera; Formicidae.